CUAGCUAUAUAUGAGCUGCCCACCUCAGCAGCGUGCACGUCGAGCCUAAAAGCCAAAACAACCGGCCGUAAUAACGAAGGCCAAGCACCGGCAGGCUCUGCGCGCAGCAGCUGUAGCCGCCGCCACCGCCACCGCCAUGGGCAUGGAGGAGUACAAACCGUGUGCGGCCAUGGUGGUGACGCAGUGCAUCUACGCGGCUCUAGCGCUCUGGUCCAAGGCGGCGUUCACCGGCGGAAUGAGCCCCCUGGUCUUCGUCGUCUACAGGCAGGCCGUCGCCACCAUUGUGCUCGUCCCCGUCGCCGUCGCGGCCAACAGGAGGAAGAUGAAGGAGAUGAUGGGCCGCCUUGGAAUGACAGGCUUCUCCUUGGUCUUCGUCGCCUCUCUUGUCGGGGCGACAGUGAAUCAGUGUUUGUACUACCAAGGGGUGAAUCUGGGCUCGUCGUCGAUGGCAACGGCCAUGACCAACUUGAUUCCGGCCAUCACCUUCGUCAUGGCAGCAUCAGUCGGGCUAGAGAGGGUGGAGGUGAGGAGGCCUCGGAGCCUCGCCAAGAUCUUCGGCACGGCCGUCUGCGUGAGCGGCGCCAUGGCCAUGGCCUUCUUCAAGGGCCCGAAGCUGCUGCUGGGCGACCUGCACGACGCUCUCCUCCUCCCCCUCCACUCGCCGGCGGCGGGCGGCGGCAGCAGCAGGUGGGUGGCGGGCGCGCUCUUCCUGGUGGGCAGCAGCUCCUGCUGGUCGCUCUGGCUCAUCCUGCAGGUGCCCAUCUGCAAGUCGUACGUGGACCCGCUGGCGCUGUCGGCGUGGAUGUGCCUCCUCUCCACGCUCCAGUCCGCGCUGCUCGUCGCCUUCCUCCUGCCGGACCCUGCCGCCUGGCGGAUCCACUCGCUCUUCGACCUCUCCUGCUGCCUCUUCUCGGGGGUGUUGGGGUCAGGCGUCACGUUCUACCUGCAGUCGUGGAGCAUCUCGGUGAGAGGCCCGCUCUACUCCGCCAUGUUCAACCCGCUCUGCACCGUGAUCACCACCGUCUUCGCCGCCGCCGUCCUCCGUGAAGAGCUGCACGUCGGCAGCUUGCUGGGCGCGAUCGCCGUCAUCGCGGGGCUGUACGUGGUGCUGUGGGGCAAAGCGGGCGACGCCAAGAGGCGGGGGCUGCAGGACCAGGAGCCAGAGCAGCACUCGGACGACGACUUGGAGAAGACGUCGGCGCGGUCGGAUUCGAUGGUCGACGUCGGCAAUGGCAUCGCCGAGCCCCUCCUGGCCGGCGGCGAUCCAACGGCGAAGUAGAGGGGAUUUUUUGCUCCUCAGUGUUCUGUGCGUGCGCCGUGUUUCAGGGUCGUCGUUAUGCUACUGGCGCAGUGCGCGCAGUCCCAUUUUUUUUGGUCAUGUACAGUACUCUAGCAGUUUCAAAAUGGCCGGUUGGUGGAGUUUGACUUGAUCUA
Messenger RNA from Sorghum bicolor (sorghum), 1434 nucleotides. Its product is annotated as WAT1-related protein At4g30420. NCBI's taxonomy places the organism in Eukaryota, Viridiplantae, Streptophyta, Magnoliopsida, Poales, Poaceae. Gene Ontology annotation, cellular component: plasma membrane. Gene Ontology annotation, molecular function: transmembrane transporter activity. The record is from RefSeq and is a predicted model, not a curated record. The transcript has 6 exons. Bases 137 to 1279 code for a protein of 380 amino acids.